AUCUUAUCGCAUUUAGACAUGAAAGUGAAGCAAGGCUGCGACGCGGGUGUCCUGUGUACGACUGAAGAAGAUUUGCUCAAAAACACAGAAAUAACGCCGGAUGAUGUACUCGGGCUGCAGAAGAUCACAAACAAUUACCUCUGCGGUCCAGAGCAGAACAUACACAAGAUUGACUUCACCAGGUUCAAAAUCCGAGACAUGGAGACUGGCACAGUUCUUUUUGAGAUCACCAAACCCCCUACAACAGAGAGUGGGGAGGAUAGAACCGACUUUGACCAGAACGGCGGGCGCUUUGUGCGUUACCAGUUCACCCCCGCCUUCCUCCGACUACGCCAGGUUGGCGCCACGGUGGAAUUCACUGUAGGCGAUGUUCCAAUCAACAACUUCCGAAUGAUUGAGCGGCACUAUUUCCGUGGCCAGCUGCUGAAGAGUUUUGACUUUGAGUUUGGCUUCUGCAUCCCAAGCAGUAAGAAUACCUGUGAACACAUAUAUGAGUUCCCACCUCUCUCUGAAGACAUAAUGCGUGAAAUGAUCCUUCACCCAUAUGAGACACAAUCCGACAGCUUUUACUUUGUGGACAACAAGCUAGUAAUGCACAAUAAGGCAGAUUAUUCCUACAACGGUGGACCGUAGAAAGUCUUUUUCAGCAUUUGCAGAAAUCUGCAUACAGUUGCAGUGGACUGGCAUAGGAACAUCUACUGAAAGUGGCAUCUAAUAUUGUACGUGAUGGUGCAUUGGUUAAAAAAAAUCUCAGGAUUUGUAUGUGUGCAUAUUUGCGCGCGUGUGUGAGAGAGAAUAUUACUCUCAGAAUGGGCCUGUACUACUUUUUUUUUCUCCUUAGAAUCAUUUAAAGUGUGUGAUAAUUGUGUUUUUCUUUGAGUACAUGAGUGUGCCUGCAUGCUCUGAUUUUAAUGUAUUUUUCAAAGCCCAAAGCUAAAUAAUUUUAAACAACUCUGCUUGAUUUGUGACUAAAUGUUCAUACAGAGACAUCACUCAAGGCUUCUAAUACAUAAAAAGAGGCUCAUGUAGAGUGAGGUGCAGUGUGUCUGAACCUUUAAAGGAAGGAAUAUUGUCAGGAGCUGUGCAAGAAACUGUAUAUUUUGUCCUGACAUUGCACCCACUUCCUUUUAGAUUCUCUGAAAGGCCCUGAUUUUCCUUUACUUUUCUCACUUUCAUUUUUGAAUACUUAUAAUUUGGUCAAUAACUAUGUAAAUCUGUGUUAUUUAUAUUAACAUGCUCUUAUUUAUAUUGAUAUACAUUGUCAAACAUAUUUUUAAUAGAAUCUUUUGUCAAAAAUAGUGAUAGAUAUCCAUUAUGUGUAAUUGUUUCAUGCAAUUGAACAAAAAAGAGAAAAAUAAAAAUUCCAAAGUGCUUGAAAUGA
Molecule: messenger RNA, 1381 nt
Organism: Megalobrama amblycephala (Wuchang bream)
Lineage: Eukaryota; Metazoa; Chordata; Actinopteri; Cypriniformes; Xenocyprididae
Gene: unc119a1
Product: unc-119 homolog a (C. elegans)
Exons: 5
Coding region: 19-633 (204 amino acids)
Biological process (GO): lipoprotein transport; mitotic cytokinesis; nervous system development
Cellular component (GO): spindle midzone; spindle pole; intercellular bridge
Molecular function (GO): lipid binding
Source: RefSeq, a predicted model, not a curated record